Molecule: messenger RNA, 1305 nt
Organism: Nothobranchius furzeri (turquoise killifish)
Lineage: Eukaryota; Metazoa; Chordata; Actinopteri; Cyprinodontiformes; Nothobranchiidae
Product: arrestin domain-containing protein 3-like
Biological process (GO): protein transport
Cellular component (GO): plasma membrane; cytoplasm
Source: RefSeq, a predicted model, not a curated record
AUGACCAUCAAAACCUUUCAACUUGAAUACGAUGCCAUCAACAACAGGAAUACUUUUACAAAUGGAGAUACCAUUAAGGGAAGGAUUGUCCUGGAAACAGACAAAGAGGUAAAAUUCAUGUCACUUGAGUUUUUAGCCAAAGGAAAGGCUAGUGUUCGCUGGACUGAAUACUACGGGGAGAACCAAACUCCUGUUUACUGGUCUGAUGAGAAAUAUUACAGUAUCCAACAGCACAUGCUUCUGAAAGAGCCCAGGCAAGAUGGGAGUUACAUAAUUGGAAAAGGAAAACACUUAUUUCCUUUCAGCUUCAAGAUACCUGAAGUAAGAAUGCCAUCGUCUUUCUACUCAUCUAUCGGUAGAGUUGUUCACAAGCUGAAAGCGGAGCUUAAACAGUCAAUGAAGUUGAAGAAAAAAACAAAAGUUCAUUUUACGUUUGUGUCAAGAGCAGACAUGGACGUGCCAAGACUCAUGGUUCCUCAGCAUGGGUGUAAAUAUAAAAAAUUUUCUUUUGGUUCUGGGACUGUUUCAUUUGAUGUUCGUAUUGAGAAGAUUGGAUACAAACCUGGUGAGGCCAUCAACGUCACUAUUGAGAUCAACAACCAGUCGAGUCGUUCGGUGAAACCCAAAUUGAUCCUGUAUGAGAGGAGGAGCUUCUUCGCCCAAGGACAGAGGAAACUUGAGACACAUCAGAUCCACAAGGCAAAAGUUGAUGGUGUUGAUUCAAACUCUGGCAGAAGAACUGUAGCAAAGGUCAUCCCCAUCCCAACAGGACUGUCUCCGUCUAUAUUGAACUGCUCCAUCCUCAAACUGGAGUACAGACUGCAGGUAUACCUGGAUAUCAGAUUUACUUCUAACCUGGAGAUCAAAGUCCCCAUCAUCAUUCUACCUGAAGUGUUGGAUAUAAGACACUUACCUCCUUCUUAUUCAGACUGUGGAUUUGAAGCAUUUGGGAAUCCAGCUCCACCAACACGGGGCACCACACCACAAGCUAUGGAACCUCCACCUUCUUAUGAAGCAUCUGCAAUGUACCCCACCUUCCCCUCUGGUGAUUAAAAGACUGCAAUGUGACUGAAGGGGACUGUCAUUGUCAUGUUUCAGCUUCCUGCAAUGGUUUCCAUGGCUCUUUUCACUCAUUCAAGCACUCCUCCAUGCUGACCUGUGUCUGCCUAAUUAUCUCUACCUGUACUCCUCAGGAUAUAAACUCUCUCCAGCCACAGCUCUGAUGCCAGAUCAUCGCCAGCAUUCUUCCAUAGAUAUCCAACUCCACCAUUAUCAACGAUUAAAGCCUCUGAUUUUGAUCCUGUU